This is a messenger RNA of Mytilus californianus (California mussel), 4246 nucleotides long. RefSeq names its product ubiquitin-conjugating enzyme E2 Z-like. The record is from RefSeq and is a predicted model, not a curated record. Gene Ontology annotation, cellular component: nucleus. The transcript is spliced from 7 exons. Gene Ontology annotation, molecular function: cysteine-type endopeptidase inhibitor activity; ubiquitin conjugating enzyme activity. Bases 111 to 986 code for a protein of 291 amino acids. NCBI's taxonomy places the organism in Eukaryota, Metazoa, Mollusca, Bivalvia, Mytilida, Mytilidae. Gene Ontology annotation, biological process: negative regulation of apoptotic process.
UACUAUGGCAAAAAAUAUUAAAAAAAUACUUAUUUCAGUGUAAAAUAAUUAUGUUUUCAAGAUUCAGAAUUUGAUCCUAAGUACUAUUUUCAAAUGUGAAAGUAGACAAGAUGGCGACUUCCAGUGCAGACGAAACAACACAAAAAGAUGCAGGAGAUCUUUUGGAAAAAAUAUCUGAUAAAUGGGAUCCCUGUACCUGCAGAGACUGGGAAAAUGAGAAACCAACACAGCAGUGCUUUCUCAGGAUAAAGAGAGACAUUAUGGCUAUAUACAAUGAACCACCACCUUUUAUCUGUAUAGUACCAGACAAAGAAGAUAUGACAAAGAUUCAUGCAUUAAUCACAGGACCAUUUGACACGCCAUAUGAGGGAGGUUUUUUCCUUUUUCUAAUACGAUGUCCACCAGAUUAUCCUAUCAGACCACCUCGAGUAAAACUGCUAACAACAGGCAACAAAGAAGUCAGAUUUAAUCCCAAUCUAUACAAAAAUGGAAAAGUCUGUUUAAGUAUUUUAGGGACAUGGGCCGGUCCAGCCUGGAGUCCAGCACAAAGUUUAUCAAGUAUUUUGAUUUCCAUACAGUCAUUAUUAAAUGAGAAACCUUACCACAAUGAACCAGGAUUUGAAUGGGAAAGAAAUCCUGGAGAUGCACAACGAUAUAAUGAUGUUAUUCGUCAUGAAACAUUAAGAGUAGCUGUAUGUGAUAUGUUAGAGAGAAAAUGUCCGUGUCCUGAAAGCUUGUAUGAUGUAAUGGAAUCCUCAUUUCUAGAUUAUUAUGAAUAUUAUGAAACUGUGUGCAAUUCUAACAUGUCCAAACAAGGUCAAUCGAUGCAGGAUCCCUUUGGUGACAGGAGGAAGCAAUUUGAUUACAAAGGCAAUUUAAAAAGACUUAAUGUAGUUAAAAAGAAACUUGAAGAGAAACUGAAGACCAAACCAUUAUCAGAUGAUGAAGAUUCAGAUCUAGACACAGACUCCAGUACUAAUAGAUGAUAUACCAAUAUAGACUGCUUUCUGCAGUGUUUCUGAUUUAGACACACACUCUAUUACAAAUAGAUGACAUAGCAAUAUAAACUGCUUGCUGCAGUGUUUAAUGAUCUCUAAAUGAAGUAGUGAAUUCUUAUUGCAUAGUUACACCAGCCAAUAACAAUACUGUUUGUUUGCUAGCAAUAACUAAAGCUUUGCUCUUAUGAAUGUUCAUAAUUAUGGUAGACAACAUAAGUAGUGUUGAAAUGAAGCUCCUUCUUUAUUAGUCCCCUAUCGACGAAGUCGAAGUGGACUUUAGGUUUGCACUCCGUCUGUCUGUCUGUCUGUCUGUCUGUCUGUCUGUCCGUCAGUCCGUCAAAUCAGUUUUCCACACUUUUUUUUCCUCAUGCUUGAAGAUAUUGAUUUGAAAUUUGGUAUAUAGUUUUAUCCUAACAAGUUACAAAUCAAGUUAAAAUAAUGUUUCGGUCUGAUGAUAAUGUGCAGAGUUAUGGUCCUUGGACUUAGAAAAUUCACUCAAAUAAUCAGUUUUCCACACUUUUUUUUGUCAUGCUUAAAGAUAUUGAUUUAAUAAUUGGUAUACAGUUUUACCCUGACAAGUUACAGAUCAAGUUUAAAUAAUGUUUCGGUCUGAUGAUUUUGUUUAGAGUUAUGGUCCUUGGACUUAGAAAAUUCACUCAAAUAAUCAGUUUUUCACACUUUUUUCGUCAUGCUUGAAGAUAUUGACUUGAUAUUUGUUAUGUAGUUUACACCAUGACAAUUUAUUGAUCAAGUUAGCAUUCUGUUCCAGUACAAUGAAUUCUUAACCGGUAGGGGACUAUGUAUUGCCAUGCAAUACUCUCAGAAUUUUUGUUUCAAAUAUUUUGAUAUCUGCUGUUAAAAUUUUAAAAUUCUUAAUGCCUAAGGCACUUGUGGCUAUUUUGAUGGCCCUUCAGUUUUCAUCAUAAUUUUCAACACACAUGAUUGUAUAUUUAUUACAAGAACUUAAUAUUUCACAUAAGGCUACCGGUAUAUAUAUAGGUUUUCAGCAGGACCCUUAAUGACACGUCUUAAUCUCAGUUAAUCUGAAAAUACAGAAUAUUAACCAGGACAUUUUUUAUGACCUCAGUUAGUGAGUAAUAAUUGGGAAUCAUAUCUAUUGGUCCCAGGUUACAAAUACAAAAAGUCUGCAGCUUUGUUAACUAAUUUAUCUUUGUACAAAUCACUCUGUAACUACAUCAUGCCACACAUCUUGGUCAUUAGUAGUAGUUUUGAUUAUUGAUAAAGUAGUUAUAACUAUGCAAUAGUAACAAGUUGUUCUCCUGAAUAUUCUCUUUCAUGUGUGUUCAACAGGAUUGACUAUGUUCUUCAUGCCACCUUACCCCAAAAGGUUAUACAAUAAGUUGUACAUCAUGAUUUGAUUGUUUUCUUCAUGCCACCUUACCCCAAAAGGUUAUACAAUAAGUUGUACAUCAUGAUUUGAUUGUUUUCUUCAUGCCACCUUAGCUGAAAAGGUUAUACAAUAAGUUGUACAUCAUGAUUGAUUGUUUUCUUCAUGCCACCUUAGCUGAAAAGGUUAUACAAUAAGUUGUACAUCAUGAUUGAUUGUUUUCUUCAUGCCACCUUAGCUGAAAAGGUUAUACAAUAAGUUGAACAACAAGAGUCAAUCCAUCAGUAGCAUUAUACCUUGUUUAGGAAUGUAUUUUAUAAAUGCAAUUAAUAAUUAGCAAUCAUUAGCAAAAAAGCUGUAUGGUUGCCUAUAAUUGCUUUCAUCUACUUCAUUUGAACUUUGGUGAAUAGUUGUGUCAUUGGCAAUCACACAUCUUAUUUUUAUACAUAUAUAAAUAGGCUGCAUUCAUUAAAAUUUCAGUCCAACAUUUAAACAUGACUACUUGCUUUAGAAGCAAUGCUUGGUUUCAGACAGACUUAGGUUAUAAAGAUGAGUUACUAAGGAAGUUAAGAAGUUGGUUUUUUUAUAUUGCUUUCUAAGGGAUGUGUGAUAUUUCAUGGCAUAACCCCAUGGAUAAAAUGUAGAUUUUUCUUUUAUUACAUGUUUUGUACUACUGUAUCAAAUAGUGCUACCUCUUAGAUAAGGGCAGUUUCAGAAUUAAACACAUUGGAGGCACUCUUUUAAACCCUAACCACCCAUGAUAUAAAACUUUAAUUUUACUUACAAUUCAUCAAAAAUUCUAGGGAACAAGCAACCACCCACAACUAAUUAUUUGGUUGCCUCUAAUACCAUUUGUGUUAUUUAACAAUGUAUUCCUGAAUCCACAAAAAAAGAAUUAAGCCACAGUUUGUUUUCUUUAAUAAUUUUACAAAAUCUCUAAAUUUAUAAAUGGUAUUUAUCAUGGCCUGUUUAUUUUCAGAUUAACACUGUGUAAUAUAAUGCACUAAUCUUUAUGUUAAUGUCUAUAUCAUGUACAUAGUUUGUUGAGUUUAAAAUAGUUAUAUAUAUAUUUGUGUAAUUUAGAAAAUAGAAAGAGAAUGUUUAAUAUAUUUUCUUCAAUGUGAUCUUUCCAAUGACAGAAGAAAAUAUAUGAAACAUCAUUUUUAUGAUUCUUUUUUAUUGUUACUUGUGAAAUGGAGUAUUUUAUAUUUAAUUUUUUUUUCUAUUUAUCAUAGACAGUUUUAUUUAUAGCAUUUGUUAAAAGCAUAUAGCAUAAUUGUGAAUGAAAAUAACAAGUUCAUACAUUUUUUACAAAUUUUGUAAUAUAAAUCAGUGCUAUAUACCUUAUAACUAUGAUAUGAGAAUUGAACAAUACUUUUAAUUGUCAGUCAUUCCCUACAUCAUGGGACUAAAUGUGUUCACCAUAGCUUUCAAGUAUACAAAGUCAAGUAAGUUUUAUUAAGCAUAUAUGUUCAAACAAAAAACUUGUAUAUUAGUAUUGCAAUUUGAAAAAAACAUUGCCUUUGAAGGCCUAAUUUUUGGCCUAAAUAUUUGUCUAUACAAUUUUAUUACAUCUUGUUUAUAUAUCACUAUCUUUAUACCGGUAUUAUUGCGUAAAUCUUUGGACUUUUAAAAAUAUUUCAUGUUUGUUUAGCAUCUUCAAUUCUUCAUCUCAAGUUCAGUCCUGUGAGAGCUGCAAAUUUGCAGAUAAGAAUUUAAAAAUUUCCCACUGUAAUUUCAUACCAGAAUUUACGACAAACAGGACGACUCUUCCUUGUGUAUUGUUAAGUUUGCUUCUUUGAUCUGUUAUCACAUUUGUACGGAGUUUACAUAUACAGGUAUCAGUUUACUUUUAUUGCGAACCCAAUGAAAGUUUUCCACAGUGCCAUCUCUAUCUUGA